AUGGCACUGAAACUCUCCAGCAUGCUUGCUGUGGCUUUGGCCGGAUGCCGGCUUGCCACGGCGCAAAACCCCGACGACACCGCAGAGGUUCACCCGAAACUCACCACCUACAAGUGCACGAAGGCAGGAGGGUGCAUCGCACAGGAUACAUCGGUUGUUAUUGAUUGGAACUACCACUGGUUCCAUACAGCUGACUGGUUAUCCUGUACAACAUCGGAUGGGAAAGUUAACUCGACGCUCUGCCCAGAUGAAGCCACCUGUGCCAAGAAUUGCUUCGUGCAGGGCGACACAAAUUACACUGGGAAUGGUGUCACCACUUCUGGAGACACUCUUACCAUGUACCAGUACACAGAGCAGAGCGACGGCACGUACCAGAACGCUUCUCCGCGUCUAUACCUCCUAGCCUCUGACGGCAACUAUGAGAUGCUUCAGUUGAACGGAAAGGAAUUGACAUUCACUGUUGAUCUCUCGCAGCUGCCCUGUGGUGAGAACGGUGCGUUGUAUCUUGGCGAAAUGGACAAGACCGGAGGCCGCAGCGAGUACAACCAAGGCGGUGCCAACUAUGGAGGCGGCUACUGCGAUGCGCAGUGCCCAGUACAGAACUGGAAGAACGGAACUCUCAACACGAGUGGUGCUAGCUACUGUUGUAAUGAGAUGGACAGGUACAAGUCGUACUACGGUCCAGGCGGUACUGUCGACACCACUAAGCCGUUCACAAUCGUUACCCAAUUCAACACCAACGAUGGCACCGCCACAGGCAUUCUGACGUCAAUCACUAGGAAGUACUUGCAGAACGGUGUAUUGGUCGCUAGUGCUAAUUCUGGUGGUGACACUCUGACUACGGAGAUGUGCAAUUCUUUGGACAGCACUGCUGCUGCGUUUGGCAGCUUGGCAACUUCGGGUCAAGCCCUUGCUCGCGGAAUGGUUCUCACCUUUGCCAUCUGGAACGACGCUACAGGCUACAUGAACUGGCUUGACAGCGGCAACAACGGUCCCUGCGACGCUACAGAAGGCAAUCCAACACUCAUCGUCCAAAACAACCCUACCACACACGUCGUCUUUAGCAACAUCCGCUGGGGAGACAUCAAUUCCACAUUCUCCAGCGGCGGUGGCUCUGGCACGACUACCAUGUCGACGGCUGGAACCAUACUCACUACUUCAAAGGCAUCAACGGCUAGUGCUGGUCCUAAGACGACGACGACAACUACGAAGGUCACUACCACUUCAUCCGCUGCGACGCCUGCGCAGACGCACUUUGGCCGUGAGUAG
Molecule: messenger RNA, 1269 nt
Organism: Didymosphaeria variabile
Lineage: Eukaryota; Fungi; Ascomycota; Dothideomycetes; Pleosporales; Didymosphaeriaceae
Gene: EGL1
Product: endoglucanase 1
Exons: 2
Coding region: 1-1269 (422 amino acids)
Biological process (GO): carbohydrate metabolic process
Molecular function (GO): hydrolase activity, hydrolyzing O-glycosyl compounds
Source: RefSeq, a predicted model, not a curated record